Molecule: messenger RNA, 8852 nt
Organism: Pectinophora gossypiella (pink bollworm)
Lineage: Eukaryota; Metazoa; Arthropoda; Insecta; Lepidoptera; Gelechiidae
Product: P protein-like
Exons: 18
Coding region: 279-2684 (801 amino acids)
Biological process (GO): transmembrane transport
Cellular component (GO): membrane
Source: RefSeq, a predicted model, not a curated record
GCCAAUGCGAACGCUAGCGUCGGAUUUAAAUUCGAAUUUAGAACAAAUGUAAAUAUAAAUAAAACCAAUGUUCUAAAAUUAAUUUUAAAUAAAUGUCAUUCCAUUUAAUUUAAAUGUUCAAAUAUACUUUUUUUUAAAGUAUUCUUAAUUCGAUAUUUGUAAUUUGGAAUUUGCCGGACAGUAUUAAGCGACCUCGUGCAAAAACCUGUUGUUUAGUGUGCAUGUGAGAAUGAAACGCGUGUUUCUAUUCGUACGGGUCUAAAAAAACAACUACAAAAAUGAGUAACCUUUGGAAGAGCCUGAAGGAGUGGUCAGGUGUUUCGCAUGGCCAAGUGGAUACAGAGCUGGUCCGAAGCAGGUACUCUCUAGUAUCCACCGGAGAACUGACUGAGGACACCCUGAGACUCUGGCUUGGACUGCCGGAGGAAGUCCGGUUCGAUCCCGCGCUGGAACCCUUCCGGAAACUUUAUGAAAAGGAACACGGUAAACUAGAUCUUCCUCAAGACAAGAAGCCGGAGAUAACCAAAAGACUGCCACUAGUGAAAUCAGCACCAGUAUUAGAAGGAAACCACGUAGAAGAUGAGGUCUGCGAUGGAGACAGCAAAGAGAUUGAGAAGGAGACCAGAGAAGAGAAGAUCACGGAUAUACCAACAGUCAAGAGCAACCAAUCAAGGCUAUCACAAGGUCGGUACUACACCAAGAUGACCUUACUGCUAGGCUGCUGGCUGUUCUUCACCGUCGUUUUCCUCAUUUACAACGAGAAGGAUGUCGUCGUGAAGAACACUGCUUUGGCUCCCAAGGAAACCAACAACUACACCUUAUCACUAUCACAGAUAGACCAGUCCAUACGAGUGAAGGUGUCUGGACCGUUUCUAUCUGAUCACCGGGAGAUGGUCCACAACUCCACUGAACUGGAUAAACUCCACAAGAUGAAGGUCUGGGUGGAGAACAGUGGAGAACUUCAAGAGGCUUCUCCACCGUGGACGCUGUACCUCCAAAGCGACCUGGACUUCAACGCUGGAGUGCCGCGCUCCACCACAUUCAAGCUACCAGCAUCAAACGGAAGCAUAUACUCCAUUAUAUUCAACUCCACAUCCCCACAGACUAUACCCUUCACUUUUAGUUACAUGUUGAAUCCGCUAGAGGUCAGUACUGGCGUGAUCUAUGCUCUAAUACUGCUAACUGGACUCUACAUUCUCAUUGUGUUUGAGGUGAUAAACAGGACGAUGGCAGCGAUUAUCACCUCGACGACCUCGCUGGCGGUGUUGUCAAUGGCCGGGGAGCGCCCGCCCCUGGAGGAGCUGGUCUCCUGGCUGGACGCGGAGACGCUGCUACUGCUGUUCAGCAUGAUGUUGCUCGUCGCCAUCAUGGCGGAGACCGGGAUAUUUGACUUCCUUGCUGUCUACACUUUCCAGGUAACCAAAGGCAAGCUGUGGCCUCUCAUCUUUCUACUAUGUGGCAUCACAGCAGUCCUGUCCACCUUCCUGGAUAAUGUCACCACUGUCCUGCUGAUGUCCCCGGUCACCAUCAGAUUAUGCGAAGUGAUGGACCUAAACCCGGUCCCCAUUCUGAUGUUCAUGGCAAUCUACAGUAACAUCGGAGGCACUGCCACCCCUGUUGGGGACCCCCCCUGCGUGAUAGUGGCUUCCAACAAAGCUAUACAGGAAGCAGGUAUAAAUUUUACGACGUUCACAGCACACAUGUCGCUUGGCAUCUUGUUGGUGUUCGUUCAGGCCACACUCCAGUUCCGGUUCAUGUUCCGAGACACUAACAAGUUGAGGUUGAACGAGCCUAGAGACGUCCAAGAUCUCCGCAACCAGAUAUCGAUAUGGCGUCGCGCGGCAGACUCGCUGCCCGGCUUGAGCGCGGACGUGGCGGUGGUGAAGGAGCGGCUUGAGAGGAAGAUCAGCAAGCUGCAGGCCAGGCUGCAGACCCUCAUCCGGGAAACCAGCGGCCGAGCCUGCCCCAGCCAACUGUAUACCAGCACGCUACUGGUGCUCAAGGGAAAGUACAAGAUACGAGACAAGGUUCUGCUGGCGAAGGCUGCAGUGGCCAUUACCUUUGUGGUCGUCAUUUUCUUCAUGCACUCCAUACCUGAACUUAACAGAGUGUCCCUGGGAUGGACGGCUCUGCUGGGCGCCAUGCUGCUGCUGAUCCUCGCUGACCGCGAAGACCUGGAGCCGAUACUGCACCGCGUCGAGUGGUCUACGUUACUCUUCUUUGCGGCGCUGUUCGUGCUUAUGGAGGCUCUAUCAAAACUUGGCCUGAUCCUGUACGUCGGAGGUCUGAUGGAGCAGCUUAUCAUGAAGGUGGAUGAGAGUUCCAGGCUAGCUGUGGCCAUCGUGCUUACACUGUGGGUAUCAGGUGUUAUCUCAGCAUUCGUCGACAACAUCCCGCUAACGACGAUGAUGGUGCGAGUGGUGGUAUCGAUGGGCACCAACCCCAAUUUGAACCUUCCGAUGGGGCCGCUGGUGUGGGCGCUGCUGUUCGGGGCUUGUCUUGGAGGUAACGGUACACUAAUCGGCGCGAGCGCAAACGUAGUGUGCGCCGGAGUGGCUGAACAGCACGGCUACAAGUUUACCUUCACGCAGUUCUUCAAAACAGGGUUCCCAGUGAUGGUGGGCCAUCUAGUGGUUGGGACUGUGUAUUUGUUGGUCUGCCAUUGUGUCUUUGCUUGGCAUUGAAAGGAGGAAAAAAAGAUGGGAAAAGAGAGAGAGUAGAAAAUUCUUACUAGGCCGAAACCUGGCGUAAUUUUACGAAAUUAAGCCCGAAGCCAAGACGAGAACGAGGGGGGGGGUGAGGUAAACCUAGCUCAGCCGCUGGUGGGGAGCGGAGAGUUGCCGUUAUAUAUGUUGUAUUUUGUAUUAUUCCUUAAUCUAAGUUAUAGUGUAAAUAGAUCAUCAUCAUCAUCACCAGCCCAUUAACGUCCCCACUGCUGGGGCACGGGCCUUCCCUAUGGAUGGAUAGGGAGAUCGGGCCUUAAACCACCACGCGGGCCCAGUGCGGAUUGGUGGUUAUUAACGACUGCUAAUGCAGCCGGGACCAACGGCUUAACGUGCCUUCCGAAGCACGGAGGAGUUCGAGAUGAAAACUUUUUUUUUUGUAGUCACCCAUCCUAUGACCGGCCUUUGCGAAAGUUGCUUAACUUCAACAAUCGCAGACCGAGCGCGUUAACCGCUGCGCCACCGAGCUCCUCUCUGUGUAAAUAGAUAGAUAGAUAAAAUACUUUAUUGAGCACAAUGGACACAAAAUACAGAGAUAAGGACAACAUAUACAGAAAAGCACAACAGGCGGCCUUAUUGCUCAUGCAGCAAAUACUAAAGUAAUAUUAUAAAUACUUAAAUAAUAUUGUAAUAAUGAAUAAGUACACAUUUAUUGCACUGUCACACCAAGUAGCAACCGAUUGUAUUAAAAGAGAAUUGUAGAUAUCUUGAAGGCAAGUAGACUAAAUCAAGCCCUUGUCUUGUAUAAGUCUUAUAUGUCUCCAAGAUAUCCCUCAAGAUAUCUUGAAGACACAGUUUAGUAAAAGUGGGCACAUACUUUAACUCUUAUACAAGACAGACUUAAGACAACGCUAAGUCAGACUUAAACCCUACUUUAGACAAUGUUCUUGCGUAUUCUAAACUUAGAAUUCUUGUAGUAUCACUUAAUACCAAGAAUGUAUACUUGAAGAUAUCUACAAUACUUAGUUAAGACUAUAGGAUUGAAUUGCACUGAGUCAAUUGUAACUUAACGAAGUAAAACUUCAGGUCAUACUUAAAACGAUUUUUACUUCACGCGUCUUUAUUUUAGAAUAUAAUGGCGAACAUUUACAUUAACACAAGAAAUGAAGUCUGUAAGAAAAUGGCGACUAAAAUACUAGUUGUUAUUUUAACAAAAGGUUAUUCCGCCGUUUCACAUACAGGAAAUUAUAAACGCAUGAUUGUUUCUCGUGUAAAAUCGAUAGAAAGUGUUAAAAAACAGAAGGGCCUUGAAUAUACCAGAAAAAUAAUAAUAAAAUUUGUAUUGAUUAUUCAGCAAAUAAAAAAAAUGGUGACAUAUGGUACAGAGAAAUUCAUUUUCUAUUAAUAUGUGACAGCUGAACGCAGUAAUUGUUACUACAACAGAAAUAUUAUAUUAAUUUACUUCAGUUUUUGACGAUAAUAUUGUCAGAAAAAAUUACUUGUUUUCUUCCUGUAAGUGCAAAAUGGCGUUAAGUAAUAUUUUUCUAAAUGAAGUAAGACUUUAGAAACAAUUGAUUUCGUAAGAAUCAGUUUAGAAAAGUAAAGUCAAGUUGCACUUCAUCAAGUACUAGUUAAGAUAAAUUUUACUUCAAUUGUCUAGGAGUAUACCCACUUAAGACAAAAAGUAUUUAGUGAAUUCCUACUUAAAACUCUUAUAUCUAAAGUUAUCCUCUAUUUUGAUUUAGUGAAGUAAUGUCGUAAAAUCAUGUUUGUUUAUUUUGUGCCAGAGUUAGCUAUGUAACAAGUAACAAUUAAAAUCGAACAAGCUUUUAAAACGUAUGGAAAGUAUAUUUGUUUAAGAGGUAAGUUUUUCGACUCGUGGAAGAUAAACAAUAUUGUUAUGCUAAGUUCUUACUUGGAUAGGAAUGUGAUUUACUUAAUUGUUUAAUAUUUAUCAGAAAUGGAACUAACAAACAUAAACUCAAUUUGCUAAUGAGUCUCCGCGCAUACAUUCUCAUAGGUUACCUACAUGGUUCGCUGACGCAAAGUAGGUACGAUCACCGCGCUUCUAAUUGCCAACGGAAACAAUGUGAUUAUUGUAAAAAUUUACGAGUAUAGUAUACGAAUAUUGUAUAUACGAAGAACCCUUGCAAUUUGAUUAACGUCGUGUGUGUGCGCGGUAGUUUCUAAUCCCACCAAAAACAUUAUUGUUAAUAAAGGCGGCCAAAUUCCCGAUGACUUUUAUCAAGCUAAAAACAUAUUGGAAUCGAAUCUAAUGCUCACUUUAAAUGCAUUUAACCAUACACAAAACUUAAAAUAUAUUUAUGAUUGUGAAUAAAGCUUAGUUAAAAAUAGGUACAUUUUUAAAAUUAUUAAAAGAAAUAAUGAAAGAAGAAAGAAAAGUAUCUAGACACGCGGUAGCGUGUCAAGCCAAGUUCAAGAAAUAGAACUGGCGAGCCGCACCGUGUGUAAUAUUACACGAACCAUCUGGAGCCACUUUUGACCCCCUCAUAAAUCAAAAACUAUUUCACAUAAACGUAUUAAAUUUGGCCCAUAUAUUGAGACUUGCAAGAUACAUAUGUGUUCUAAAUUUCAUAAGCUUAUCUCAAACGGUUAUUUAGAUAUUAAUAUCCAAAAAUCCUCAUUUUUAUCAUUGACUGACUGACCUAUAGAUCAAAACUCUAACCCAGUUGCAGAUGACCUAGAAAGUUAAAAUUUGGUAUGCAGAUAGGUAAUUAGAUGAAUACAAAGGAAAAAAAAAACUACCAACUUUUAAAUAAUUAGAUUCUAUUAUGAACGCUUAACAUAAAUACUUAAUUGUUUUAAGUUUACGCGGUUAUUAUCAUAAUUAAAGCACAUAAUAACGGGUUCUUACCGCGUUUACCAGGGUUGAACGUCAGCCAGCAUUUCUUCCAUAUCUGAAGGGAGUUACUGAUAAGAUAGGAAAUAUUUUAAGUAAAUAUUUAAUAAAAACUAUAUUUACUCCUUCAAAGAAAAUUGCACAGAGUCUACGUUCCCCGAAAGACUGUUUUCCGUUUGAGAGCCCCGGCGUAUACAAAAUAGACUGUACUUGUGGUAGUUCGUACAUCGGACAAACAAAACGGUCUAUUUCUUGCCGGAUUAAAGAACAUAUUAGUGCCAUGAAGAAAAACGACGUGCAGAAAUCUGCUAUAGCUGAGCACGUACUGGAGUCGGGCCCUAACCACUGGAUCGAGUUUAACAAUCCACAAAUAUUAUCGACAGAACGUCAUUACAUCCCCAGACUCGUAAAAGAGGCUAUUGAAAUCAGAAAACAUAAAAAUUUCAACAGGGAAGACGGGUUCAAGUUGUCGAGUAUGUGGAAUCCAGUAGUAGGUGUUGUAAAAAGCUUGAAACGGCCUAAUGUGGUGAAAAAACGUGAGGACACAGUGAGUGCGGUUUGUCGUAGUGAGUUUCGUGCGAGUUCAGAUGGUUCCGAACAUUCCGGUAUCAAAAACAUAAACAAGCGGCAGAGAAAGAGGGUAGACAGAUAUGUCUGCCCGUAGAAAAUUAUGGAUCUACCUACUCCACUCCAAUCUCAUCAGUCAUCCCGUGAUCAUGGCACUUGCAACAGUGUCGAAAUAUCGGGAGUCUCAUAUCCCCAUUUAAACGCGGUAAGAACCCGUUAUUAUGUGUUUUAAUUAUGAUAAUAACCACUUAAACCUAAAUAAUGUAAAAUAACCUAAAACAAUGUAAAAUACUUCUUCAUAUAAAAAUCUCUUUUUUUACAAUGCAGCCUAAGUGUGAGCGAGAUAGAGUGCUUUCUCUUACUCCUUUGCGGCUAACAGUCAGGUAAGGACUUUUCAGGCUUCAAUCACCUGAUUGUCCGAAAAAGUAAAAUGAUUCCAUGCUUCGGAGGGCACGUUAAGCCGUUGAUCCCGGCUAUUAGCUGUAAAAACACCUCCACCAACCCGCAUUGGAGCAGCGUGGUGGAGUAUGCUCCAUACCCCCUCCGGUUGAUUGAGGGGAGGCCUGUGCUCAGCAGUGGGACGUAUAUAGGCUGUUUAUGUAUGUAUGCUCCUAGGUGAUAAACAGGACGAUGGCAGCGAUUAUCACCUCGACGACCUCGCUGGCCAUGGCACUUGCAACAGUGUCGAAAUAUCGGGAGUCUCAUAUCCCCAUUUAAACGCGGUAAGAACCCGUUAUUAUGUGCUUUAAUUAUAAAUACUUAAUUAGUGCCUGUACCUAACUAUAGAUGUAAGAAUCAGUAAGUAAUCAAAACUCAUGACAGCCGGUCUUUUUGUGGUAGGUAUGUAGAUUAACUUAACAUAACAUAUCACGCCUAUAUGCCCUAUCGGGGUAGGCAGAGCACUAAGUGAUCAUGGAACCACUUGAUGCCACAUUCGACAAGUACUAUGAGGGUAGGUAAGCAAGUUGGAACAUGUGUUUAGCGGUGAUAGGUUGUCAGCUUUUCGCCCAUGAUACAACACAACUCUCAUCCAUUUUACUGGCAUAUUUUUUUUAAACUUAACGUGAGUCUUAAACAAGUUUAAUAGGUAUUCAAAUGUUUUAUUUUUAUAAAGUCGACUUUUAGUUUUGAAUUUGUCCUUUUAAAAGGACCCACGCGCUACGAGGAUAUGUACUUACCUACAAAAAGUAAUGAUAUCCAAUCAAAAACAUAAAUGUGAAAUGAGAGCCAAGUUCAAUAUUAUCGUUAGCAAAGUUUGUUAGUUACAAACAAACUCAAUUUGCUAACGAGUCACCGCGCAUACAUUCUCAUAGGUACAUGGUUCGCUGACGCAAAGUUGGUACGAUCACCGCGCUUCUAAUUGCCAACGGAUACAAUGUGAUUUUUGUAAAAAUUAACGAGUAUCCGUUGAAUAUUGUAUACACGAAGAACCCUGCAAUUUGAUUAACGACGUGCGUGUGCACGGUAGUUUCUAAUUCCACCAAAAACAUUAUUGUUAAAAAUGGCGACCAAGUUCCCGAUGACUUUAUCAAGCUAAAAAAAUAUUGGAAGCGAAUCUAAUGCCCACUUUAAAUGCAUUUUACCAUAUACAAAACUAACACACACACAUAGACGUUAACUCAUUGAUGUUGGAUUAAUUUAAAAAUCAUUUAAUUAUCAUUUUGUAUCUAUGUGUAAUUAGACUAAGUUUGUAAUUAUAAAUAAAAAUUUAACUAUACAAAACUUAAAAUAGAUAUGUUUUUGAUUGUCAAUGAAACUUUGUUAAAAAUAGGUACAUUUUUAAAAUUAUUAAAAGAAAGAAUGAAAGAAGAAAGAAAAGUAUUUAUUUAUUAUUAGACUAAUAGGUACCUACUUUUAAAUUUGAACUUAGCAGGUUUUUAAUAUAAAACUCGAUUUUUCAUGAUGUAGUGUUGCCGUGCGCUUAGACUAGGUUAGACUAGUUUAAUCAUUUUUGAGAAGAUUUGUGCGAGACGUAGGUACCCGGGCUGCCACACGCUGUAUCGGAAUUGAAAAACAGGAACUUACGAUUUUUUUGACAAAAUUAAAUGAUUGUGUUAUACUAAUCGAUAGAAAAAAUUGAUAGCAAUGAAGAAGAUAUCGCAUCGCUAACAAAAACAGUAGGAUGUGCAUUAUCACAGGUUAAUUUUCUGUAUUUAAUUUUCUGCCUUCGAAAACCACCAGAUCUUUUUAUUUUUUGAACUUCGUCCUAAGUAUAUCUAGGCAAUUCAUUUUUUACUUUACAAGACUAAACUGAUACUUCAGUAAAUCAAUUUAGUAUUAAGUGAGCCUUCAAAUAAUCUGAGUAAAGUAAAAAUAUACUUUUAGACUUAACAGUAGGCUGAGAUAAGACUAAAUAGUUUUGAGAAUACUUAACUUGGUUUUGUGUAUUCUAAAUUAUCUAAAGUAGGAUUUGUUGAAAACUAUAUAGUAUUAAAGAAGGAAAAGAAUUUAUGAAGUCCUAAUAAGUCCUAUUUGAUUUGGAUAAAUCUCACUUUAGCUAAAGUUUAGACAUAUAUGACUUAAUCACAAUUCUUGUUUGCUACUUGGGAACUUAUUAGAAAAUUAUUUUGUAUUAAAUAAAAAAUGGUUGACAUAAUAAUAAAAAUAAUGUUAUGAUGGUUAAACACUUAAAUACACUACACACUACACACACACUACACACACACACACACACACACACUACACACACACACACACACUACACUUACUUACUAGCAUAGCUCUUAGUGGUAUUUCCAUAAAUAAAUUUUUUCUUUGUUUUU